AUGUCGGGGAACGAAGAUGAUGAUCUAUCUGGUGACAUCUCCGCCACUUCUUCCGGUAGUGUGCCAUUGGCUCUUUCUGCCACACUUUCAAGAGGCGCUUAUCAUCAAUGUGGUACAGCGCGAAGGGUAAAGGUGUAUGAACUAAAAGGAGAAACUUGGUUCGAUCGUGGAACGGGCUAUUGUGCUGGAGUUUACGAUGAACAUAAUGAUGCUGCUUUGCUGGUCGCCCGCAUGGAAGAAACAUGUCGAAGACUAACGCUUGGAAGUAAUGGAAGUGAUGAGCAACCUUUAGGCCGGCCACCAGAACAAGCAGGAGAUGAUGAGCAAGUUGGCGCAGAAGGCAGGGAAGAUCGAGAGCACUACGUCUUGGUGGUGAGCGAGAAUCUAGAUUCUGAUGACCUUUUACUCAAAGCGAGAGUGGUAAAAGAUGACGUUUAUCAGAGACAACAGGAUACGCUUGUCGUAUGGACAGAACCGGAUGGAACGGAUAUGGCUCUUUCUUUCCAAGAGGCUGAUGGUUGUCAUGAGGUUUGGGAAUUCUUGACAGAAGUGCAAAAGCACUUUUUGUUGAGUGCCAGGGGUGGUGCAACAGAAGGAUUUGAUAUGGAAGAUUCUGAUGGUGCCGGAAUGUUGGGCAUGUCAGCUGCAGCUGCAGCCGCAGGAAUGACGACAACCGAAGAUGAUUUGAUAAUGGCCGACGGAACGCCAUUCGCAUUGCCCGACCCACCAAGGAUGGAAAAUUUGCAUCUGAUCGAUAUGACCUUGAAAGACGCUGCUAAUCGAAGUCCACAAGCAAGAGAAAAGGUUGCUGAAUGGAUAUUGCGCGAGGAAUUCAUCCUAAAGUUGAUUCCUGCAUUCCAGGAUGCAGAAGAAUUGGAACAACUGGACGCUUUGCAUAGAUUGUGUGCAAUCAUGCAUACGAUCAUCAUGUUGAACGACAAUGUUUUGAUGGAGAGGAUGCUACGCGAUGACACCUUCCUUGGUGUGGUUGGCAUGUUGGAGUACGAUCCAGAAUUCCCAAAGUUGAAAGCAUCUUAUCGCGAGUAUCUCACAAAUACGGCUCGCUUCAGACAGGUUGUGCCGAUACCUGAUCCAAUGAUUCUCGCAAAGAUUCAUCAAACAUUCCGGCUACAAUACCUGAAAGACGUCAUCCUAGCACGAACGAUAGAUGAUUCAACUUUUGCCGUUUUGAAUUCGCUAAUAUUCUACCAUCAAGCAGAUAUCGUCAUGUUUUGCACAAGUAGCGAGGCUUUACUUUCAUCUCUCUUUCAAUUGUUCGAGCCGAAUCGUAAUGAAAGCGACAGCAAGAAAGCAGAGGCAAUCAUAUUCCUGCAACAAUUGUGUGCAAUAGGAAAGCAGGUUCAAUUGCCUUCACGCAUUGCCCUAUAUCGCACAUUGACCGAAUGGGGACUUCUCAUCGUUUUGGAGUAUGCAUUAACCAGAGUGGAAUCUCGAUUGCGGAAUGCGGCAGCAGAAAUGUUGAUGUCCAUCAUAGAAUAUGAUGCUAGCGGAGUUCGAAGUCACAUUUUGGAGCAAGUUGACAAGAAAAGUUCUUUACCGCCUCUGCUCACAAAGUUGGCGAGCAUCCUUCACGAGCCAGAAGGUGAUCUAGGUCUCAAGACACAAAUCACCGAAUCGAUGAGAAUCUUAUUUGAUUCAAGUCUGGAUGGAUCUGCAGGUGGACCUAUUGUGGCGCAAACUUUGGCGGCUGCAGCGGCUUCACAAUCUCAGGAUGAGAACUCACGCAAGGAUGAUACGGAUCGAUUCUUGAAUUGGUUCUACGAUGGUGAAGUAGAUUACGAUUUGGCAUCAAUACAAAAAGAUGGCAAAGAAGGCGAAAUCGUUGCACGUCAUUUCCACAUCGCUUCUGCGUCAAAGUCUGCGAUGUUGAACCACCUAUGCGAAUUGUUGACGUUCGUCAUGAUUCAUCAUCAAUUCCGUUCUCAGUAUUGGGUAAUUUCUUCCGACAUUGGCAUUCAAGUGGCUACACUUUUGUUUGCUCGCGAGAAGCAUUUACGUUUGGUAGCCCUCAGAUUUUUCCGUGCUUGUCUAGCAAAAGGCAAUCAAUUCAUCAAUCGCCAUUUCGUAAAGAUUGGGCUUUUGGGUGCUAUCCUUUCGGUCAUCGAAGGUGAAUCUACGCGCGACAACUUGGUCACAAGUGCUUGUUUGGAAUUCUUUGAACAUAUUCGCAAAGAGCCUGUGAAACCUUUGAUCAAUCAUCUUUUCGAAAAGUAUGAAUCCAGAGUCAGGGCUUUAACACAACAUGCUACCAUUGGACACUACUUCCAAGCCAUGAUCCUGCAAUGGGAGAAAAGCAAUGCCGAGCAAAGUGUUGCCACAAACACAACAAUGGAAGCCAGCACGACAACGUUUGAUGAAGCAGAGAAGGAAAGAAAGAUGCGUGAUCUGACAAGACGAGGUGAAAAUCGAGCCAUUAUGGAUUCCGAUGAAGAAGAUUACUUCAACGAGGAUGAAGAU
Messenger RNA from Meira miltonrushii, 2478 nucleotides. RefSeq names its product DUF625-domain-containing protein. Lineage: Eukaryota; Fungi; Basidiomycota; Exobasidiomycetes; Exobasidiales; Brachybasidiaceae. Gene Ontology annotation, biological process: DNA damage response; protein dephosphorylation. The transcript has 2 exons. The annotation marks the transcript as partial. The record is from RefSeq and is a predicted model, not a curated record. Gene Ontology annotation, molecular function: protein phosphatase activator activity. Gene Ontology annotation, cellular component: protein phosphatase 4 complex; nucleoplasm.